This is a messenger RNA of Oncorhynchus mykiss (rainbow trout), 1914 nucleotides long. RefSeq lists its product as uncharacterized. The record is from RefSeq and is a predicted model, not a curated record. Lineage: Eukaryota; Metazoa; Chordata; Actinopteri; Salmoniformes; Salmonidae. Gene Ontology annotation, molecular function: lysozyme activity.
UGUCCGUCCCCAUAGAAGAACCCAUCAGCAGCAGUGGGCUGGCUUAACUGGGACUUUAGAGCUGACCUAUCCCCUCCGUGUUAGUUCCCGGUGUCCCUCUGCAAGAGGUAGGAGGGGGCAGAGGCAGGCACCCAGGAGCCUCCUCAACACUCUACCUCCCACUAGCCACCCUGCUCAACGGCCGACAUGACCAGCACUCCGGUACGACUCACUACUGAACUUUACACGAUAACGUAACUCCGUGUCUUUUGAGUAGAUAUGAGGACAACAGCAGCAUCCUGAGCUGACAAAGAAACACUUAAUGGAAGGAACAAGAGGCUGGCCCUCGGAUCAGCAGCACUUCCUUAAGAUGAUGCACCUCCCCAGGAUCACGAAGAGAACCCAGUCACCCCACAGAGAGACCGUUUCCCCUGUCCUCUCAUACUACUCAGAGCCGGCCUACCUGCAGCACCGUAAGGAUGUGACUAGAGAUCUGGCCCCGCUGCCUGGUGCAACGAGAAGAGGAGCCCUGGAUGAGGAAGACCAGGAAGAGACGCUGAGCCUACGGAGCAUGCCCAGUAUGAGAAGCACCCUGAGUCACGCCUCAAAGGUGAAAAGGUCACGGGGCUUCCCGAAGAGACACACCAUCCCCGAGCUCAGACUGCCCCCUGUUACUAAGAUUCAUCCUGACCCCAGAGCCAGUCUGGAAUUGAGGGGUACUGGCUACCUGAGAUGUUCCAGACUUUCACCCAUCAUCAAAUCUACCAGAACCCAUGAGCCUCUGCACCAGGAAAGACCCCCAGGUCCAGCUGGGUACAGGAAAGACAAGCCGGACAGAGACAACAUGAAGAUGCAGAUGUUGGUGGUGUUGGCUGUAGCAGCCUUGGUCCCCAGUCUGUCUGAGGGACGGAUCCUUUCCAAAUGUGAGCUGAAGAACUUGUUGGAGAAGGAGGCCCUCAAAUUCAACAUGACUGGGGGAGCCGGAGUGAAGAACCUGACAAACAACGAUUUUGUGGCUAAAAUCGUCUGCCACGUGGAGAAGGCCUCCGGUUUCAACACCAGUUUUGUGACUGCUUGGAGGGAUGAUGACGGCCCUGAUGUACUCCCUACCCGCCCUGCCAAGGUUAAUGACCGCCAUCGCCCUGAGCCCCCUCCUAGGAGGGGUAAGAGACACGCUGGGGAUGAUGUUGACCCUACCCACCCUGCUAACAAUGAUAACCAUCCUACCCGUCCUCCCCGCCCUAACUACCCUACCCGCCUUACCCUUCCUAACCGCCCGGAGCAGCCUCCUAAGAGGGGUAAGAGACACGCUGGGGAUGAUGUUGACCCUACCCACCCUGCUAACAAUGAUAACCAUCCUACCCGUCCUCCCCGCCCUAACUACCCUACCCGCCUUACCCUUCCUACCCGCCCUGAGCAGCCUCCUAAGAGAGGUAAGAGACACGCUGGGAAUCACUUCACCUCAGGAGAGGAAAGCUCCAGCGAAGAAGAGACCAUGGGGACCCUCUACGGCUUGUUCCAGCUGAGCGAUCGUGUGAUUUGUUCCUCGGGCUCAACUCCAUCGUUGAACCUUUGCCAGAUGAACUGCAGUGCUUUGAUUGACGACAACAUAAGUGAUGACUUUAACUGUGUGAAGACUAUCAAACAGACAAUGGAAAGUGGUCGCGGUCAACAAACAAAGGCUCUAAAGAGAAUGAUCAACCUGCUCUUCCAGAAGGAAUGUGUCGCCACGGUGGCCUCCAGCUACUUCUCCAAGUGUUGAAGUGUUGCGAUGUUAGACGACAAUCCCCCCAAUUGCAAAAAGAUCCGAAUUGGGCUGCCGGUGUUAAUACAGCCGUUGUGUGUAACAAUUAGUUCUCAUCAGCUUCAUGUUUUUCAAAGUACACCGGAAUAGAAUGUAGCAUGUAGAAAUAAUAAAAACGAACAUUACAUUCA